Messenger RNA from Ictalurus furcatus (blue catfish), 1538 nucleotides. RefSeq lists its product as uncharacterized. The record is from RefSeq and is a predicted model, not a curated record. The transcript has 5 exons. NCBI's taxonomy places the organism in Eukaryota, Metazoa, Chordata, Actinopteri, Siluriformes, Ictaluridae. Bases 16 to 1242 code for a protein of 408 amino acids.
GCCAACCAUACAAACAUGAGAACCUGUUCAUUACUGUACACAGACGUGAAGACUGAUGAUCAAACCAAGCCGCUGAGGAGACUUUCGCUGCCUGGGGAAGAGUGUGAUAUCUGCAUGUUGGUAAGGAGAAAGUCAGCUUGGUCAGUAGAGAUGUUGGCAGUGCUGGUGGUAUUGGUGACGUUGGUCCCCACUUGGAGUGACGGACUCUUGCUGACGAAGUGCGAGCUGAAGUCUCAGCUUGAGGAAGCAUUUUCUAAUCUGCAAGUAGAGAAUGCUGCAGACAUUAUUGCUAAAUUGGCCUGCACAGUAGAAAACAUUUCUGGGUUCAACACCAGUCUUGUAAACAACAUUGACCAAUUUGACCCCAGAACCCUUUUUGUUUAUGAUGAAGAUUACCCCUCUGAAAUGGGAGAAUCAAAUACUGUGAGCAAAGACUAUGUAUUUCAUGAAAGCAUGGAGGGGACUGAAGAGCCUUUCAUUCCAUUAGAUGUAGUGAGUGAAGACAAGUUCAUUCCUGGACAAAACAAGGUCCAACCUGAAGAAUGGUUUGUCCCUGUUGAUGCAGAAGCCAGGAUGCGGAGGGAAGCUCCAUCUAACGAUGAAAGGGAUGGCUCUGGAGAAGAAUCAUGGGUUAUCCCUGUUGAUGCGCAAGCCAGGAUGCGGAGGGAAGCUCCAUCUAACGAUGAAAGGGAUGGCUCUGGAGAAGAAUCAUUGGUUAUCCCUGUUGAUGCGCAAGCCAGGAUGCGGAGGGAAGCUCCAUCUAACGAUGAAAGGGAUGGAUCUGGAGAAGGAUCAUGGGUUAUACCUGUUGAUGCGCAAGCCAGGAUGGGGAGGGAAGCUCUAUCUAACGAUGAAAGGGAUGGCUCUGGAGAAGGAUCAUGGGUUGUCUCUGUUGAUGCGCAAGCCAGGAAGCAGAGGGAAGCUCUAUCUAAUGAUGAAAGGGAUGGCUCUGGAGAAGGAUCAUGGGUUGUCCUUGUUGAUGCGCAAGCCAGGAAGCGGAAGGAAGCUCCAUCAGAACAGACUCUACUUUAUGGAAUCUUCCAGCUGCGUGAUAUAACAUGCAAUUCAGGAUCAAGCUACAGUCUGGAUCUUUGUCAACUGAGCUGUAGUGCUCUGACUGAUGAUGACAUCACUGAUGACAUUGCUUGCUUGAUGGGUUUGGAUGAGAAAAUGGUGCGGAUGACGUUCCUACAGGAGUGUCUGUCAGUGGAGCCCUCAGACUACUUUGCAGAGUGUGGCUGAAAUGACCAGAUCAUAUUGUACGGGACUCAAAUGUUAUCCUGACUGGGUGUCGUGUGCAGCUUUAUUAUUGCUUCAGGACAGCAAGUGUUGUAGUUUCUAUUUAUAUUAAGAAUGCUUGUGUUGAGUGUGGGUUGUGGUGAGGUAUUCAGGUAUUCAAGAAUGUAUAUUACAAUUUCCUGAAAGGUUCUACAGUUAAGCAACCAAUAAUUCCCAUUAAAUGUUAGUACACUCGUGCAAUUAAUGAAUGAAUACUGUAUACGGGUCUAUUAGCGGAUAAGAGUAUAAACUAGGGAAAA